ACACUGGUGCAGAGAAAGACAGUAAGCAGGCUUUACAUGGCUACUGAGAAAGCGCGCGGCAAGCCGUGCAAUUUCGUGGAUCAGGACCAAAUCUGGAGAGUUCACGUUAACAUUGAACUUGAAUCAGCCAAAGCUUGGCCAAGUAAAUGGGGUUUUCUGAAAGAGUCCUACAGUGAGGUGCUAACAGAGGGCAACAGGGUGAGAGAAGAGAUGGAGAAACUGGAGCUUCCACAACAUUUGAGGACAAACCUUCCCACCCCGCCUGAGACAUAUAUCAAGGUGAUGCCAUCUUCCCCUGUUCCCCGGACAACGCAGGCUUUGAUUGGCUGGCGUUCUGCGGUGCCUGAGAUGCAGCUGGAUCACUUUGGGCAGGUGAACCGAUGCAAGAAGAGCUUCCUCAAGGAGCUUGGCUGGUCCAUCGACUCCUGCCGUUAAUGUCCAGCUGCCCUGCCCCAUUCCAGCAACAUGUCCACAGUAUUCAUUGGACGACAAAGCACCUCCCCAUCCUCUUCAACAAGCAGCUCAUUUAUAAAAUACUUUUUUUACCUACCACGGCUAGCUAGAAAUAAUCUGUUGACCACAUUUAUGGUUAAAUUCGAGUUCCUGUAAUUACAACACAGACACAAGAAUAAUUUGAAUUCACGGUCUUAAAAUGAUUAACUGCAUUCCUUUAUUAUAAUAUAAUUGCUGUAAUUAACACUUUUUUUUUUUAGAUGACAAAAAAUUUCAGCAAUGUAGGUAUACCACAGUGAGUUACACACUGUAGACAUCAGAAAUUUGCCUCAAGCAUUCAUGGAAAUUGCAAUUAAGAUGACAGUGGACUGUAUUUCAAACAUCCCAUAAUGGACAUUACAACCGUGUGGUGAAUUGGGGGUUGCCGUCUGUCCAGCAUUUUCACGCUACACUUUGUGAAUUCCUUAAUUUUUAUGACAGUGGGAACUAAAUUUCUUCAGGUGAACAUCUAUCCAUUUCCCAGCACAAGGCAGGGGACACCCCGACAGGAUUGGAGACUUCAGUUGGGCAAUUUGUGUGUGUGUGUGUGUGUGUGUGUUUAAUUCUGACUUUAUUUCACCACUUGAAUGUAGAAUAAAAAUCCACACCUAAAUGGCCCUUAUAGGGCAUGACAGCCUGCUGCAUUAAGAUAUUUUAUUGCUAUGUUUUUUGUAUUUAUAUAUUUUAACACUUGCAUUCUGCACAUAACCUUCAUUUAGUAAGGUAAUAGUUAUAACAUAAAAGAAACAAACUGCUUAGUGAAGCUGCCUAAACGUUUUUGAAUGUUGUGUUUGUUGGGCAGAUUGGAUAACGGCGAUGGUGAAGGUCGAUGUCCUACUUUUAUUGUUAGGUCACUGCACAGCAGGUAGAGUAAAGAACGGAGAUCAAUUCUUAUAAAUGGAGUUAGAAUUUGAUUUUUUUUUUUUUUUUAUGAUAUUAACAAAUGUAGUUGAUUCUCCAUGGAAUUUGAAAGUCAGGGGUAAAUUGCAUUACAAUGUAAAUUUAAAAAGUGCGUUUAUACAUGAAGGAGGCCAGAAAAGGCAGAUGUAAUGGAAUGGGCAAUGUAACGAUGAUGAUGAUGAUUACUAUUACAAUAACAAAUCACAAUGUGUACAACAUUUUGUGCCUGACAAAAUUUCAUAGGCCGAUUAUUUGCAAGGCACAUUAACUGGUCAGAGGCUCCUGGGAUAUUUCGGUU
Messenger RNA from Brienomyrus brachyistius, 1690 nucleotides. RefSeq lists its product as uncharacterized. The coding region runs from base 37 to 435 and encodes 132 amino acids. The transcript is spliced from 4 exons. Lineage: Eukaryota; Metazoa; Chordata; Actinopteri; Osteoglossiformes; Mormyridae. The record is from RefSeq and is a predicted model, not a curated record.